Messenger RNA from Acaulospora morrowiae, 439 nucleotides. NCBI's taxonomy places the organism in Eukaryota, Fungi, Glomeromycota, Glomeromycetes, Diversisporales, Acaulosporaceae. The record is from the annotation of a GenBank genome assembly.
CUCCGUUAGAUUCCUUCGCAAAAUCCAAACCGCGCAAUUCAUUGUUCAGAACCAUACAUCCAAGGAAUUCCCCUUCCUUGAUGUACUUGGUAAUCUACGAAUCCGGAUUACUUAUUAUUCAGCUCUAUCUAGAAUAUUAUUUGCGGAGGAUAACGUUGAUAGAGACUUUGAGGAAUUUAUUAAACCUUGGGACGCUACAUUGGUUGAACUCGGAACCUUAAAUUCCCUGCAAGCUUUCAGGCAACCUGCGGUCAAAGCAACUCUGUCGGGUAUCUUUAGAGAUUUGAGAGGAUUCCUUUCUGCCAUUCAAAGUCGAAAGAAUUUUUUAAUGUUUUUUGAAUGGUUUUACCCUAAUCACAUGCAGGUUCUUUGUCAUGCUUUGGAAGCCUGGUCUGAUGAUGGAUUAGCUAUUGCAAUUCUCAAAUUCUUCCAUGAAUUU